Molecule: messenger RNA, 3065 nt
Organism: Scomber scombrus (Atlantic mackerel)
Lineage: Eukaryota; Metazoa; Chordata; Actinopteri; Scombriformes; Scombridae
Gene: spra
Product: sepiapterin reductase a
Exons: 4
Coding region: 435-1238 (267 amino acids)
Biological process (GO): tetrahydrobiopterin biosynthetic process
Molecular function (GO): sepiapterin reductase (NADP+) activity
Source: RefSeq, a predicted model, not a curated record
GCACUGCAUUCACCGAAGAAGAAAAAGAUGCCAGAUGUUUCUCAUAAUAGUGGCUUUGUGUCUUAUAUGAGAUAUGAAAGGCAGAUAUGCUCAGUCAUGAUCAUUGAGAAUUUUAUUUAUUUGUUUGUUUGUUUGUUCGUUUGUUUGUUUAUUCAUUUACUGAUAUUCUUCUUUUAUUUAUAUUCUUCAAUACAUGCAGUGCGCUUCCAGAGUCUAUACUACAUAAUGAGAUGUUGUAGUGAUGCCUGUGAGUCACAAUGUUACCGGUAGGUGGCGAUAAGGCAACAGGCUGCUGAGCGUCUCCAAUCAGCUGGCAGAAGAAGAAUGGUGUGCAGCCUUCGAAGAGACAUCUCUCUCUGCAGAACACUUUCACCACAUCUCUCUUUAUUUCUCUCUCUCUUUCUCUCUCUCUCUCUCUCUCUACCUCCACCACUAUGCAGUCCUCUGACAGUGGAAACCUGGGCCGAGCGCUGUGCAUCAUCACCGGGGCCUCCAGAGGCUUUGGCCGGACUGCAGCGAGGGAGAUAUCCCGGCUGGUGAAGCCAGGGUCGGCGCUCGUCUUGGUGGCCCGCUCCGGUGACGACCUGCGGGCUCUGCAGACGGAGCUGGCCGAGUCGGAGGCAGGCAGAGCGGGCAUGGUGGUUCAGUGUGUGGUGGCAGAUCUGGGGCUGAUGGAAGGACUGGAGAGCGUAAUCAAAUCAGCUAAAGAGGUUUCUUCUGAGGACAUAGAUCAUGUUUGUCUGGUCAACAACGCCGCCUCUCUAGGUGAUGUGUCCCGCUACACCAGAAGCUUCACCAACAUGGCUGAGGUGGAUUCCUACUUAUCUCUCAAUGUGAGCUCCUCUCUGUGCCUGACGGCCAACGUGCUGCAGGCUUUUCCACAGCGUCCAGGUCUGAGGCGCACCGUGGUCAACAUCUCCUCACUGUGCGCCCUGCAGCCUUUCAGCUCCUGGGUGCUGUACUGCACAGGCAAGGCUGCCAGAGAUAUGAUGUUCAAGGUGCUGGCAGAAGAGGAGCCAGAUGUCCGGGUGCUCAGCUACGCUCCAGGACCUUUGGAUACAGACAUGCAUUUGGUGGCCAGAUCCAAAACAGCUGAUCCCAACGUCAGGAAGUCUCUCUCGGACGGUUUUUCUCAGGGCCAGGUGCUCACCUGUGAGGCGUCCUGUGCUAAGCUGAUGAAGCUGCUGCUGGAGGACAAAUACACAUCAGGAGCUCACAUCGAUGUCUAUGACAUAUAGACACGACAUUUAGCUUAGGACCAGAUUAUUUACAUAUGUGUGCCUUGAUUUUAAUUGAUAGUCUUUUCAUUUAUACUUAACACUGCCAGUCUUAACCCUUGCAGGUGGAGCCUUGUUGAACCAACCAAUAUGACAGUGUAAAGUUUUAAAGCCACGUUCAUCAAUUUAACAUUCAUAACAUUCCAUCCAUCACAUCUAGUGAUGACACGAAACCAAUAAAUCCAUAUCAUUCAUGAAUAAUACCAAUAUAAGACAUUUAAAUAUGAUUAAAAGUGUUAUAUUAGAUAUGAAAUGAAGCUAAAAUAGCAUAAGACAAGAGAAUAAAAAGUUACAGUGCAGUGUGACAUAUUAACCCGAAAUAAAAGAUUUGUCACAUCAUGAUAUUUACAGUAUUGCGACGUGUUAAAAUAUUAUACUAAAAAUGGAACAAUUUUAGUUGUGUGAAGACAGUUUGUUGUUUUAUUAACCUUCAGGGGAAAGGGCAGAGGCGCCACAUCACACAACAUACUCCUCUAUGUUGUAAUAACACAUACGAGUCAGGAUCUAACAAUAAUUGAUCAGUCAUGACAUUGUAUGAUUGAUCAGUGUGGUAACCAACCAGAGCAGCAUGUGGUAAGAAAAUACACUGAACAGACUUUGGAUGGAAUGCAUCACUAUGCUCUUUCAUCCUGUUGCCAUCACAGACAUUUUGGCUAAAGUAUUGUCAUGCACCUGCAUACAAGUCAAAAGCCUAUUAGAAACCUUGUUAUGAUUAUGGUAAAUGGUCAAUUAAUUACUCAUAUAGCACUUUUCUAGUCCUUCAACCACUUAAAGCGCUUUUACACUACAUGUCACAUUCACCCAUUCACACACAUUUAUACAGUAACUUGCCCAAGGACACAUCAACAUGUGGACUUGAGCCGGGAAUCAAACUGCCGAUCUUCCGAUUAGUGGAUGACUGCUCUACCUCCAUUAUAUUAUAUACGGAAAAUAAAUCAGCGUUACCCAAAAUAAAUCUAGCUGGGGAAAUCAGGGUUCUCUGAUCCCAUAUCCCAGUGAUAAAAAACAGGUUUACUGUCAAAAUAGCAAGAAAUCAGCUUCCUGUAAGAAGCUGCAUGUAACCUGGUUACUUGUGUAGUGUGUGUGUGAUGAUUUUAAUAUAAGCAUCUAGUUCCUAAAGUUAGAAUUGUUAGAGGUUUUGAAAAGAUGAUUUGAAAAAGACAUGAUGGUGGGACACAUGAGGGCUGGUCUGAGCAUUGCCAAGACUGCAGAGUUGCUGGGUUUAACUCAAAGUGAACAAUGAAUGGAACACAAGACACCUCAGAACAUAUCAACUGUGUAGAACCUUUGAUAUUCAGCCUCAUGUUUGACUUACAUUUGUUCAUAAAAAUUGAAAGAAUAGAAAACCUCUCCAACUUCAUGAGACAUACAUAGACCACCAUGCAUCAGGUAGAUACCAUGAGACCCCUAACCCUUACCCACCCAUUUCAUUUUGAUGUGACCAGACCUUUAGUUAGUUCAGUUAAUGAGUUCUUCAUUUAGUGAAUGUUGUUAUUGUGAUGAAUGUUCUGGUUCUGUUCUGUAUCAUUUCUGACUAUAGUGAAGUAUGGAGGUUGUACUUUUAAGGUGCCUUAAUGUGAUAUCUGUGUGUAGUUAAUGAGUAAACAUUAAAUUAUGUUAAGUUAAGUUUUUGUUUUUCUAUACAAAUAUUUUUCACAUUCCUUAAUGUAUGUGAUUUGUAUGAAAUGAUUAGUUUGUAACCGCUUACCUCAAGCUCUUAUCCAAAUAAGUUGUGUAACCUUGUUGCCUUAUACUGUACGUUAUAGAAAUAAAUCAAUGAAAGCUGAA